Micromonas commoda is the source of this 1074-nucleotide messenger RNA. RefSeq lists its product with no specific name. Gene Ontology annotation, cellular component: cytoplasm. The transcript has 2 exons. The record is from RefSeq and is a predicted model, not a curated record. Gene Ontology annotation, biological process: protein phosphorylation; signal transduction. Gene Ontology annotation, molecular function: protein kinase activity; ATP binding. The coding region runs from base 1 to 1074 and encodes 357 amino acids. NCBI's taxonomy places the organism in Eukaryota, Viridiplantae, Chlorophyta, Mamiellophyceae, Mamiellales, Mamiellaceae.
AUGGUGGAGCUCGAUUCCGAGCUCGCGGCGCGCAUCGAGGCCGCGUGGCGGGCGCGAAGCUCCCAACCGAACGGGGCGGAAUGCCCUCAUACCGACGAGGGAUGGGAUCGGAACUUUCGCGGGCGGGACGGUGACGUUCUCGCAACCAGGGGCUACUACCCGAGGGUUUCGGGCGAGACCGCCGCGACGCUCGCCUCCGCGGGGAUCCAGCUCGAGGCAGGAGUCCUCGGCUACGGUAAGAGGUGCACCACGAAGCCCGCGCGUCUCCUGCGCGACGGCUCGAGCGUCGCGGUGAAGAUUUACCACGACGUGCACCGGCCCGUCGCCGACCACCCGCACGAGGAGGGAGCUCCCUCGCGCGAGAUAGAGGCGCGUCACGAAGAGAUCGCCGAAUAUGCGCGCGAGAUGAACAUCCAGGCCGGGCGCGACAUGCACCACCCCAACCUCCUCCGCAUCCUCGCGUGGUCCGCCCGGCCCAGGGAUUGGCUGUGCUGUGAGCGCUUCGACUGCACCCUCUGGCAGCACGUUCGGUCGACGCAGCCGUGGAGGACCCGGGCGUCGCAGUUCUUCAGGAUCCUCGCGCCCAUCACGUGCGCGGUGAAGUUUUUGCACUCCAAAGGAAACGUCCACAAGGACAUCAACUCGCACCACGUGCUCAUACGCCUCGGCGCCGACGGCGAUUACGCCGCGGCUGUGCUCUCCGGGCACAAGAUGUGCAAGGCGGUGUCGAGCGAGCGUCAGGGAGCGAGCGGGAUGGGCGGAAACAUGACCCGCAGCUCGACGCAGUCGUCGAGUAGGCGCGGGAAUAUCUCGUGGAUGGACCCCGCCUGCCUCGACAAGCCCUACACCCAGUCUUGCGACGUGUACUCGCUCGCCGUCAUCCUCGGCGAGCUGCUCACCGGCGAGGAACCGUACAACGGCGAACCGGUGGGCGCGGUGGUGCUGAAGAAGAUGAGCGGCAUUCUGCCGUUCCACCUCACGUCCGAGACGCGGACGGCGUGGCCGAAGACGUGCGAGCUGUACGAUCACGUCACGCACCGCAGGAGCGACGGGACACCGAACGGCACGCGGUGA